AUGUCCGGGCGCGGCAAGGGAGGCAAGGGGCUGGGCAAGGGCGGCGCCAAGCGCCACCGGAAGGUGCUGCGCGACAACAUCCAGGGCAUCACCAAGCCGGCGAUCCGGCGGCUGGCGCGGAGGGGCGGCGUGAAGCGCAUCUCGGGGCUCAUCUACGAGGAGACCCGCGGCGUGCUCAAGAUCUUCCUCGAGAACGUCAUCCGCGACGCCGUCACCUACACCGAGCACGCCCGCCGCAAGACCGUCACCGCCAUGGACGUCGUCUACGCGCUCAAGCGCCAGGGCCGCACCCUCUACGGAUUCGGCGGCUAG
Triticum turgidum subsp. durum (durum wheat) is the source of this 312-nucleotide messenger RNA. The record is from the annotation of a GenBank genome assembly. NCBI's taxonomy places the organism in Eukaryota, Viridiplantae, Streptophyta, Magnoliopsida, Poales, Poaceae.